This is a messenger RNA of Centrocercus urophasianus (Greater sage-grouse), 6505 nucleotides long. It is a transcript of the gene ZNRF2, whose product is annotated as zinc and ring finger 2. The record is from RefSeq and is a predicted model, not a curated record. The coding region runs from base 30 to 722 and encodes 230 amino acids. Lineage: Eukaryota; Metazoa; Chordata; Aves; Galliformes; Phasianidae. The transcript has 5 exons.
CGCCUUCCCCUCAGAAGGGCAGCGGGACCAUGGGCGCGAAGCAGAGCAGCCCCACCGCCGCCAACGGCCGCACCCGGGCGUACUCGGGCGGGGAUUUACCUUCCUCCAGCGGCGGCGGCGCUAACGGGACCGGCGGGCGGGCGGCGGGCGGGCGCUACCCGCACCUGGCGGCGGCGCCACACGGCGCUCCCGGCGGAUCGGCGGCGGCGGCGGCGGGAAGCGCGGCGGGCACUGCGCCCCGCAGCAGGUCCAUGGGAGGUGCCGGCGCCGCGGCGGCCCGCUCCGCGCAGUCCGCCUUCAACAUCCCCCACAGCAGCGGCCCCUACGGCUCGCAGGACUCGGUGAGCAGCACCCCGGAGGAGGGCGGCCGGGAGCGGCCCGCGGGGGGCGGUGGAUCGGCCGGCGGGCCCCGGCUGGUGAUCGGCUCGCUGCCCGCGCACCUCUCGCCGCACCUGUUCGGAGGAUUCAAGUGCCCUGUAUGUUCAAAAUUUGUAUCUUCUGAUGAAAUGGAUUUACAUCUCGUGAUGUGUUUGACAAAACCAAGGAUAACCUACAAUGAGGACGUGCUGAGUAAAGAUACUGGGGAGUGUGCAAUAUGCCUGGAAGAGCUGCAGCAGGGAGAUACUAUAGCACGGCUGCCUUGCCUCUGCAUAUAUCAUAAAGGCUGCAUAGAUGAAUGGUUUGAAGUCAAUAGAUCUUGCCCUGAGCAUCCAUCAGAUUAAGGGAAGAUUCGUGUUCUUAGCUGCUUCCACUGGUCAGAAAACAUAGGAGAUCUGAGGUUCCCUUGCUGAACACAGCGUGCCUGGCCUGAGAGUAACUGUUCUUUGUGGCUGAAAAAGGCAAAGAUGGACAUUGACAUGGAAAAAGCAUUGUGGACACCACUUACUUGCCAGUAGUGCUCAGUAUACCAAACACUCAUGCAAAGGACACACAGGGAUUUUGAAAAUGCUGCACACUCUGUAACAAUCUACUCCCCCUAACAGACGCUAUUGACACUAUUUUGUAUGGAAGGCCAAAGUUCCUAAUUUCAGCCUAACUUCUGGUUCUGUGAAGAAGCAGGUUAUUGGACACGUUUCCUGCUGCUUCAAGUGGAAGCUGAGACGUUCGAUACGUGCUGUCUGAGACCCUUGCAGGAGGGUGGCCCCAUUUUUGAGUGGGAACAUGUUCACCUUCUUGUUGGCUGAAGAAGAGUAAAUGGCAAAUUUAAGUGUAAUCUAACAGCGUGACCUUAUUUCCUGAAUUCACACCCUAUUUUAUGUUCUUCACUUUUACAAGAACAGAAAACAUAAACUUCUCUGCACAGGAAUACGUCAAAAUUUUCUAAUUAAACCUUUGUCACAAUGCAGUCCAAAGAGUAAAUCUGAGACAGGUAACUAAUUUAUAUUGAUCCAAGCUAUAGGAAUUGUUGAAAUCUGCACAUUGUAUUGCUAUUGCAGUAACUAAAACUUCUCUUACACUGCUUGUGAGUAAAAACCAACAAACAAAAAAAGCAGCAAAGCAAAAUCUUACAGCUAUGCAACUUUUUUUUAGUAGGAAAAAAAAAAGGAGAAUUACCAAUUUUAAGUGCUGCCAGUUAAGGUAAUUUGUUUAACGGGUAUUUUUUUAAAAAUGUUUCAGGUAAUUAUUUUAUUGUACUACUCUCAUCUCCAGGCUGCCUCCUGAGGUGGAAAUGAAUAACUGCAAAUGUGGGCACAGCAAGAGGGUUUUUGUUAGUGAGCAUGGGUGAGAUAACAUCCAGGUGGGAUUUGUGUUUAGCUUUUAAAACACAGUUUUUAAUGUGCAAGUUUUUCUUUGUUUCCUUGUUUGAAUGUUUUUUUUAUUUGAUGGCAGGAUUUGUAGUACUUUGCAAUCUAAAUAAUUGGUCUCUUCAUGUGGAGGCUGACAUUUGACAGUGUGGUUUGUUUUCUUUUUUAAAAAGGCACCUGCAGUUGUUUAAUUUAUUAUUAUUUUACUGUAUUAUACUGGUAUAACCAAGGCUCCGUGGAUCACCAGCUGUCUGCAGGGGGCACACCAAGGAAAACUUGUGGAUGAGUAUUAGUUUCCAUAAAGUAUUGCAGUUCCAAAAAGAGAAAGGGGAAGGAAAAAAAAAAAAGACAAACUGGAAGAGAUAUCAGGGCUUAGAAGGAUAACUUUUAUAUCCAGAAUCAAUCAUAGCAGUAUCUGAAUUUCACAGUGCAGGGAAGAGUUCAUGAAUAUUUAUUUGUGACAGCAGUUUUAGUGGGUUUCAAUAGUGAAAAUAAACUGCACAGUUCAAACUUUUUUCUUGUACAUACAUAAUUCUGCUCUUUUGGUUUUUGUUUCAUACAUGUUUCUGUUGUUACUGUGAUUCAUAUCAAAAAGGGCAAAGGACAGGAGCUGCUAUAUGGGAGAACAAGUGCAGUACAUGUUAGUAGACUCCCAUGUCUUGCUUGCAGAGCAAUUAUUUCCUGGGUAACAGUUUUCCCUGAAUUUUGCACUGUAAAAUGCCAUUAUUAUGCUGCAGAAAGAAAGAAAAAGAGUCCAAACUAGAUUGUUUUCUUAGUUGAUGAUGCUGUUUCUACGUUUUUGGGCUUCCAUCACCAGUUUCAGCUGAACCUGUAACUGUGGGGCCCUGCUGUGUUCUCUUUUUCAGUGGAAGCAGAACCAUUUUGUCACGCUUUAAUUCUGAAGUCAUAUCACAUGUACAGUAGUUCCCUGCACGAUUUCCUUUUUAGCCAAGAAAUGUUGUGUUGCCUUGUAUUGUCACAGGGGGUGGGGAGUAGGAAGAAUUACAGCACCUGUAACACUCACAGUGGUGUUGCCUGCAGGCCCACUUUUCCAGUGUUCUAAAUUCCUACUGUCUUCUGAAGUUGAAGAUGUUGCAUUUGCAUUGAUUUGGUGUUUGCUGCUGGCUUCAUGCCUGCAGAAACGUGAUGUGUACCGCGGGUAGGUUAGUGUUUGGGUGUUCUGUGCUCCAAGGUCGUAGAUGGUCUUUGGCUUGGGAAUUAAGUAGAUAGAUAUUCUAAACAUAAAUUUGUUUACAACUUAAGCUUGAUUUUGGUAGUUCGUACCUCUAGUUCAUUUAUUGCCAUUUUGAGCACCUGUAUUUUCUGCUUUCAGAUGCAAAUAGAUUGCUUAAAGACCCAAUAGUUAGAACUGCUGUCCUGUGCUGAGGGUCAGUGUUUGAAAAGCAUGCCACUAGCGUGGUUUUGCUGGGAAGGAGUCUGCUCCUGCUUCCAUCAGCACAGUAGAGCUGCACUACUUCAUAUUGUUUGAGGAACUGAUACGGGGGGCAACCUUAGAUGCUGGUUUUGCAUUCUUGGUAUCUGUAAAUAUCUUCUGAAAGCCUAUGAAAGGUUUUCUUCUAUCAAAAUGUGUAAUAUAGACCAAGCCAAGAAUGACGUGGAAGCAUGAGAUCGAUGUUUGACUCUGAAAAUGCCUGUGGAAAUUCACCUUUGUAAGUGUUCUCUCACCAGCUGUGUCAGUCAGUUGGAGAUGCUCAUUGUAGGCAACACCUUCAUUUUAACAACAACCUCACAGUGGUCCUGAAUCGUUGUGCUUCAGGAGGGAAAAAUGAACAUCAAACAAGUCUUGUGUCUCAAUCAAGGAAUACCGCACUUGUCCACAAGAAGCAAUAACUUCUAUUUUGGUGCGAUAUGCUUCUUUGCCUGUAAAUAUAUUAAAAUUGCCAAGUCUGUGCUGUUUCAGAGUAUUUGAGUCAUCUGACCUAUAUCUUCCCUAAGUAAGUAAGGGUAUGAAAUAAUUCCCACACUCAGGUCUGCCAUAAACAUGCUGACAUGCUGCUUGCCAGAGGGGAAGAAUAGACUCGACGCUGUCCUGAAAUGUGAGGUUUUUUGAGCUUGUAACAUACCUACGUGUGUUGAGUAGCAAUUUGUGUUCCGAAGCUCUUAGUGGAGGAGGCUAUGAUUUGAGCUGUGUGCAGCUGUCCUCUAUACAAUGCCAAGAGAGCCACGCUACUGUCAGCACGGGGCACUGGUUGUCUCUUUUAAAUCUGUAUCUCCCUAAUGCCAUUUUCUUUAGGAAGUAGUUAAGUGAAUUUUCUUUCAACAUGUACUUCAGACAUUGUGAGUUCAGUGAUGGGGGAGGGAAAAGAAAAACUUGAAGCCCACCACAGAUUUGUGGUUUAUUCUGGAAGAAUAAAGCGUAAAACAUCGUCUUACUUGUAAUCAAUUUAAUUUUCAUAUUCAAGGGUAAGUGUACUGCAGUAUAUUGAAGUGGAAAAUGUAGGUAAGGUACGAAGGUGUGGGUGGAUUCUUGUGACCUGUUUCUUCCCCUUCUUCUCCCCCUUUAUGAUGUAAAUGAGGUUUUACAGCUUAGUUUCCAGAUUUAUGUAUUAAUCCUAGCUCCUAACACUAGAAGCAGCACUGGCUUUUUAAUUAAGUCUUUGCUGAGAGUCUGGGGACUUCCAGCAGACUAAAAUGUCAGCAAAUGUGGAAAAUAUCUUUUUCUUCUUUUUUCAGAACCAUGGAUCUUUGUGUUGCUGUUUAUGGAUGGCUAGUGUCUAAUAGCUGAGAUGUGUUUAUGGCCUUUUCCAUUUAAGGGCUUCAGAAAUUUGCUGCAUUUCUUGUGUUCAACCCAAACCCAGGGAACUUGGCACUAUUACUUAUCUCUAAGUAGUAAACAGCAACAAAGCUCAUGCUGGUUGUGAUGAAGGCCAUGUCAUCUUUGUGAAUGUUGCUGCUUUGUCACAUGGAAAGAGAAUAUUUAUGUGCAGAUUUGGUAUUGCAGAUUUGGUAUUGCAGUCUUGUAUCUGCUGAAUUUGCAUGUGCAGCUGCGAUCCUACCAAGAGAAUACUGCAUACCUGGCAAUGUGGACAUGCUGCUAUGGGAUCUUCCAGCUCACCUGUGCCAUGGAAGAUUGUCUCAUUUUUGAAGAAUGCUGUAUCUUGAGAUUCACAUUCCACUCCUCCAAGCUUAAAAGUCAUUUUAGUAUGCAUUUCUCUUUUUCCUAGCUGAAGGAAGACAUGCUACAUCUUAGGACCAUAUCCCCUCAGUCUUUGGAAAUGCUUUCCAUUGACAUCUGCAAGAACAGUGGAGGAGGAGGCUCUUUAGAAGAGAAGGACUUGUUACAGGUUUUGCUACAGCCCAAUCAAACAUGCUUUUUUCUGUAGCAGCAUCAUCAGCUUGUCCCACUUUUUGGCACUGAAAAUAACAGAGAAAUUCUCAAGAGAACAGUGUCCAGUAUUUGUUUCCUAAAUAUAAACUUCUGUGACGUUUCUUCAGCAUAAAUUAACAUGAUGCUGAAUUCAGGUUGAAGACAUUUUAGCUCACUGGGGGGGAAACAAAACCACAGUGUUUUGAGUUUCAGCUUGCCUCAAGUUGCAGUUGGUUCUCUUGUGAGUGCUGUGCUACGUGGUCUGCUGGCUUCCCAAGGUUCUGCACAGUGCUCUGUGAAGUAACCUUGUACUUGUGUACUCAGAGCUGAUGGCAGGGCGAGCUGUACAAUGACCUCAUGGUGGCAUGGUUUGCUGAAGACUCGCUCGGAUAAACCAUCGCAGCAACAUGCAGCACCAGCAGAAGAGUGGACUUGGUUCUGGCUUUGCUAUAAUAAGCUGCCAGCGUACAGUAACUAGGAGGAAGCAGGGCCACUAUUUGCUGAUCUUCCUGGCAGCUUUUAAGCUAUUUAUGUUUGUUUGAGAGACUUUUGACCCUGGGUGUGCUUUGGCAAAGAUUUUGCAAUGGUUAAGUAGGAUUUGCUCCAUUCUGGCAGUCUCAAAUGUAAGUAAUCCAAUGCUACAAGUACGUAAUCUGUUGCCGAAUUCCAUUCUUCUUGUUCUCACUCAGAUCUGUCCUUUUCAUUGCUGAUUUGUUAUGCGUAAAUGUAAAUUUUGUUCAACAUAACUGGUCACAAGCUCCCAAGAUGUGAAAUGCUAACAGGAGGAGACAGCAAAGCAUGAUUUUGUGUUCUUCCUGUGUGUGUGAUGCUGAAGCAUUCGCUACCAUAGAGUCCGAAAUUCUCUUUUAGCUGGUAUUGCCAAAGUACUACAACCUUCAAGGAAGAAAGGAGGCUUAGCUGUAGGGGGAUGUUUUACUGAACUACUUAAUUUUAAAAGCUGAGGCAUCACAUGGAACAAGUGGUGCUCCGGCAUUCUCCUUAUCACCUGAUCAUCGAGAGUCUCGCUCUGCCUCUCUUCCCACUUGGCAGGCCGCCCUGCUGCUGGAGCACAGCCCAUGUCCCCCUUUCCUAUGCCUCUUCCCAGCCCUGCCUGUGGAGCAGUGGUGAGCUGUGUGCUCCUGCCAUGCCACACGGCCAUGUGGUGGUAAUGGACAAGAUGUCUUCCUUCAUUACCCUGAGCAGAAAUCAGAAUGUAAUUUGCAAUGUCUGAUGUAACACGUGCUCUUUUUUUUUUUUUAAUUGAGCAGUAUGAUUGCAAGUUGACUUCAGUUGUUCUAAGGUACUCUUUUUGAUGGUCUGCCAGUACAUAAUCGUGGAUGAAAAUAUUUUUUUAUUGAUUUUUAGGUUGUACGUUAACAUUCCAUUCAUGUAAAAUAUGUACAAAUAUAUGUAAUAAAUCUUUUGAAGCACA